Messenger RNA from Triticum aestivum (bread wheat), 1233 nucleotides. RefSeq lists its product as uncharacterized. The transcript has a single exon. Bases 1 to 1233 code for a protein of 410 amino acids. NCBI's taxonomy places the organism in Eukaryota, Viridiplantae, Streptophyta, Magnoliopsida, Poales, Poaceae. The record is from RefSeq and is a predicted model, not a curated record.
AUGGUGGUGCAAGUCCCAAGGCUCAAGAGACUGUUUCUAAUAGGAUGCAAGCACCUUCGUGCAAUUACCUUUUUGGGCGAGAGUGUUUCUGACCUGGAGUUGAUGUGUGUAGACACGCGAGAUGGAAUUGUGUGUCCUCGGCCAUCUAUCAGCAAAAACAAACCUUCUGGGCUGCAGAUCCAUGCUGUUGUUGUGGAUGCGAGGUUUACUCACUCCUUGCGGAAUCUGAUUUCUAAUUAUAUAGAAAAUGUUCAUUUUAAUAUCCACUUCACCUCCUCACCUGUGUAUGAUGGGGUUAUUCAAUUUGAAGCAACUAGCAAGGAUAUGAUUGGCACCAGUGAUCAAGAGAGUCUACAUCUUAUUCCAACAGACCAGUAUACUGAUGUCCUUGGGAUGGUUGGUGCUGCCCCAAUGCAGGCCUUUCCACAACCUCCUAGUACAAAGUCUGAUCGGCAUGUAGAGAUUGCUGAAGGGAGCUUCUAUGUUGAAAAGGAACUUGACUCGCUGAUGGCAAAUUAUGUGGAAUCCCUGCAAGUGCAUGAUGUCUCGGUACGUGCUAUUGUGCCACGAGGCCGUUGGUGGGGCAAGCUUAGGUGGUGUUGCGUGGAGAGGUGCCCAAAAGUGGAUACUGUCUUCCCUAAGAAUUUAUUGGCAUUUACUGCAUUGGAGAACUUGUGGGUGUCAGACCUCCUGAUGGCCCGCUCCAUUUUGAGUAAAAUUCCACGCUUUAAUCAAUAUAGCGUUAUCAGUUCGUUUGGAAAUUUACAACGCCUUCAGCUGCGUUCAUGCCCCAGCCUCCAGUUUCUGCUCCCAGUGUGGGUGUCCUCCUUCCCCAGCUUGGAGACCCUCCACAUCAUCCACUGCGGCGACCUCAGCCACAUCUUCACAAUGGACGAAAAGUACCCCGAAGAAAUAACUACCCGCGGCGUACUAUUCCCGAAGCUGACAACCAUCCACCUGCACGACCUGCCAAAGCUGCACAACAUAUGUGAGGUCAAAAUGGUGGCCCCAAUGCUCGCGAGCCUCAAAAUCAGGGGAUGCUGGAGCCUGCGCCGGCUGCCAUCCGUAGGUGCCCGUGGCCGUGGCAAGAAGAAGCCAGCCGUCGAGAUUGAGAAGGACGUGUGCGACGCUCUGGAGUGGGACGCCGGUCACCGCCCCGACCACUUUGAGGCGCCCAUCCACUCGCGCUACUACAAGGAGAAGUUGCACAGAGUCUCCGUCCUCAGGUACUGA